This is a messenger RNA of Didymodactylos carnosus, 2674 nucleotides long. The record is from the annotation of a GenBank genome assembly. NCBI's taxonomy places the organism in Eukaryota, Metazoa, Rotifera, Eurotatoria, Philodinida, Philodinidae.
AUGGUUAGCCAUUGCAAAACGGCGGGAAAACGAGAAGACUAUGUUGCCGAAUUAAAAGCGUUCAUCGAUGUUGACAUUUAUGGAAGAUGUGGUUUGUACCAAUGUGCAAAAAAUGAUAUGAAUUGUUGGAAAAUACUAGAACAAAAUUAUAAAUUUUAUUUAUCUUUUGAAAAUUCAAUUUGUAGUCAUUAUGUAACAGAAAAGUUAUUUGCAAUUUUAGAUUACGAUCUAAUUCCAGUUGUAUUUGGUGGUGCCAAUUAUAGUUCGAUAAUGCCACCUCAUUCGUAUAUCGACGCAUUAAACUAUAGUUCACCGUUUGAAUUGUCGUUAUAUCUCAAAGAAAUUGCGUCCAAUGAAACAAAAUUCAAUUCAUAUUUUAAAUGGAAAGAAAACUAUUUUGUCAUAUCAGAACUACCACCUUUCUAUUGUCCAAUUUGUGAUAAACUCGCACAAGAACAGAGAAAACAAACACCAUCAGAAAAAAGGCAAAUUAACAACAGUCAGUUGUACUUGUACAACUGGUGGUUUAAUAAUCCCAAUAAUACAUGCACCGCUUGGAAAAGUCAAACCACAUGGAGUAAUUAUUUGCUUGAGGUGAUCGAUAGAGGUUUCGAGUUCAUUGGCAGAUGAAAUUAACUUUCCCUUGAUCCGUAUGCGUGCUUCUCAAUUCGUUUUCAAAGUGCUUAUUUCGUUUUAUAGAUAGAGACAUGUUGACACAAUGCGACGAAUAAAAAAUACAACAAUUUUUUCUUUUCAACAGGGCAAUAUUCAUAGAUCAACUAACUACUAACGGUUAGGUUCAUUUAUGGAGAAAAGUAUUACUCUCGCCAUAACAAAAGACCACUGCUGACGAUUUUUUCCAGAUAUUCUUCCAACAAUCUUUAGUCAAAAAGCGAGUUGAGUUGUUCGUUCAAAUAGAAGACCAUGGCAGUCGUCUACUACGAGGGAGCGGGGCUUACGAACAUCAUGGAUAUAUGCUACUCAUGUCUCGUGAAGAACUGUCAAAACAGCUAGUCAUCUUCUGCAUAUAAACAUGUUUUUAUCCGAGGAUUGAAGUACUGUUAUCGGACAAAUUGCUUCACUCCGUUGAAACGUUGAGUAAGAUAUAACAAUAAGUGCCUAUUUCGUCUGAAAUGAAUGAAUAUAUACAUUCAUAUUCACUCGUUAGUCUACAUAUUGAAUCACUCGUUACUGAUAAAUUGUAUGCACUUUUUAUUUAUUUUUCUCUCAAUGGGUGUGUGUCUGUGUGCGUUACUAAUAUUCGACAUCCCUUUUGUCACUUAUUCAUUAUAACAGACAUGUCGCUUCGUUGAACGCUCUCAGAAUACAAAAUGUACACAUUUAUCGUUAAUAACAACAUCAAAUUGUGCCGCCUGUUCUUAAGGGUCGUUGCACGAUUGGGCAGCUUUUUUCCGUACCAGUUGCUCAAUCGAUGUUUGAAUUUUUGGCUCAGGAAUUUACCGUAGGUAGAGGCAACAUAUACAGAAAGAUUCCCAAUUUUUUUUCGUUCAGACUUACUUCGUUAAAAAGUUAUAGAGCUUUUCGUGAAAGCCGUAAAAAUAGCCUAAAACGAUACUUGUUUAUGAUGUCUAUAUCUUGAUCUAGGAAGUUGAUUAAGAGCUCGUAUUUGCAGCAUAAGUACUAUAAUGAAGUACUAGAACUAUAAUGCAGCUGUAAUCUAUGGGUCCAAUACUAUUUAUGCAUGAAAACCUUUUUUCGGAGGAUUCACAUACGAUUCUGCAAGGGGUCUCUAAAAAUCUGUUUUUUGAAGUUCACUUAACAUGAACGCCCUUCGAGAAAAACGACGCUGGUCUUUCUCACUGCAUUUCAGAGCUUUGAAACGUUUUUCUUCUGAAUCCGCAUUGCAAAAUGCAUAUCGAAAUGUGAUUUUGAAGUUUUUGUACAUCACGAAGCCGUCAGGAUAAAAUUCGUUUCCAAAUAAACUCUAAACGUGACCCUCCGAUCAAAAAUACAUCAAAUCUCUUACCUUAAGAGAUGGAGUCUUGUUUCAAACAGCAUUCGAACUGCCUUGAAGCGGAGAACCAAGUUCUAGCUGCAGAUUUCUGAUUUUUUCCUCAUGGCUCCUGAAGACUCAAUUUUCUGUAGAACCAGUUUUUCAGAAACGCUAAAUGAUUACCAGAACAUUUCUUAAUGAGGCGCAAUUGUAGCCCCCAAAUUUCUGAUUAAAAUGAGACAUCUCCCGGCUCUACACGACAUUUAUUUGCAAAGUUACAGAAUUUGAGAAUAUUAACAAAAAGCUACAGAAAUAAGAAGAAAGUAAUUUAGCGCUUUUUUUGUAAAUUCUAUAACUUUGUAAAGACAGGAUUGCACUAAUUGCGGACAUAUUGAUAAUCGAGGGAAAACUGUAAUUACUAUUUGUCUCAGCAGCGAGAUAUCGUAACCGUGCGAGCUCGGGUUGAAUUAUACUAAUUAAGCAAGGUAAUUAUAUAAAUAUGGAAUCAGUAAACAGCAAAGCAUGACAUUUUCUACUGUCAAAUCCAAAUGAAUUUUGAAAAAGUUAUAAUGUCUACUCUCUAAAAAAAAUCCGUAGCUUACAAAACGAAUAGCGGUUUUGGGGGUUUGGCCGAAUAUUAACACAGAUGCCGGUCGGGCCCGGCGGGGGGGCCGGGUGGCGGGGGGCGGGGCGGGGGGGUGUGGGGGGGGGGGGGGGGGG